Messenger RNA from Argiope bruennichi, 1405 nucleotides. Its product is annotated as diphthine methyltransferase-like. The transcript is spliced from 8 exons. Bases 302 to 1405 code for a protein of 367 amino acids. NCBI's taxonomy places the organism in Eukaryota, Metazoa, Arthropoda, Arachnida, Araneae, Araneidae. Gene Ontology annotation, molecular function: protein binding. The record is from RefSeq and is a predicted model, not a curated record.
UUGGAAAAACUUGAAAAACGGAACAGCGUUGUGAUCAGCAGCUGAAAAGAUACUGAACUGUUUACUUUCGGAAAUGCAGUCAUUUAAACUUAAUAUGUAUAUAGAAUAGCUUGUCUUGUCGUAGAAAUAAAUGUUAUAGAUAUUUUUUCAAGGAGAGUAGUUUUUAUCAAUCACAGUAAAAGAACCCGUGUACCAUAGGCGAGUACACGACAAACUUCUUGAUAAAUUUAUUUUCUAGUACUGUUCUUUCAUCUUAUAUUUCAUGAUUGUAUAUGCUAUUUAUAAAAUUACUUGAUUUAAAAUGGAUGCCGCGAAGGAAAAUCUUUACUCUGCUAAAUUUAUUUUAGCUGAAAAAAUGGAAUUUAAUGCCGAUUCUGUUGAAUGGUGCCCUUUCCAAGAAUUUUCACAAUACAUGACGUGUGGAACAUAUCAAUUAGAUGAAGAUGAAACUCCUUCAGAUGACAUCCAAACUCGUAAUGGUAGCAUUACUUUAUAUUCUUUUACAAAUGCUUUUGACAAUGCCAACGCAAAAUUAGAGAAAAUAGAUAUUGCACAAUCAGGUGGAGUUCUGGAUCUCAAAUGGUGUCCUCAAUUGAUCAAUGGUGAACCAGUGCUUGGCGCUGCUUGUAGUAAUGGUAAAAUCAUUCUUCUCAGAAUGAGCUCUAACAGCAGUAGAAUUCAUUUACAAGAAUUAAUCAAUCUUAACCUUUCACUCGAAGAGAAAAAGAUGAUUCUAUCUUUAGAUUGGUCUUGUCAAGAAGGGUCAAUAACUACCAUAGCUUCAGAUACGAAAGGGAAUUUAAAUUAUGUUGCCCUAAGAGAGAGUGAGUUAUCUUUGUUGGAAAGUUGGAAUGCUCAUGGCUUUGAAUCAUGGAUAGUUGCAUUUGAUUAUUCACAUCCGAAUGUGGUAUAUUCAGGUGGCGAUGACUGCCGUUUAAAAGGUUGGGAUUUAAGAAAUGUAUCAUCUGCUACUUUUAUAAAUAAGAGCCAUUCCAUGGGCGUGACAGCUAUAUCCAAAAGCAAAUUAAAUGAACAUUUGUUAGUUACUGGAAGUUAUGACGAAAAUGUGUUCUUGUGGGAUGUAAGAUCUAUGAAAAUUCCGAUAUCAGAAAUUUCAUUAAAUGGUGGUAUUUGGAGAUUAAAAUGGCACCCUCAAAAUCCAUCAUUUCUAUUAUCAGCAUCAAUGCAUAAUGGAUUUCAUGUUCUAUCUAUAGAAGAUGGUGCACUGAAAGAAAAGGCUCAUUACAAUAAACAUGAAUCCCUUGCAUAUGGUGUGGAUUGGCGUCUUCAGUCAAAUGAAACUGGUGAAACUACGGCAAGCGAUACAGAAAGAUGUGUGUCUAGCCUUGUUGCCUCUUGUUCUUUUUAUGAUAAAUUGUUACAUAUAUGGGAAGUAAAUAAUUAA